Messenger RNA from Menidia menidia (Atlantic silverside), 285 nucleotides. The record is from the annotation of a GenBank genome assembly. Lineage: Eukaryota; Metazoa; Chordata; Actinopteri; Atheriniformes; Atherinopsidae.
AUGACCCCGGAGGAGAGAGACACCAGCUCCAGGAUGGACGAGAACAUCGCCUUCGGCCAACUGGGCACCACGGGGGCCCUGGAGGGCCAGGAGUUCAGGAAAACCGGGAAGCUGGUGUCCCUGAGCGAGCAGAACCUGGUGGACUGCUCCCGGCCCGAGGGAAACGAGGGCUGCAACGGGGGCCUGAUGGACCAGGCCUUCCAGUACGUCAAAGACAACCAGGGCCUGGACUCAGAGGACUCCUACCCCUACCAGGGAACGGUACGCGCCCCAGGGGUCCGUUAG